AUGGCUUUAGAACCAAUUGACUAUACUACUCACUCAAGAAGCAUCGAAGAUGCUUACCAGAAAAUCGUAAGAGGCUCAGAUCCUGACACUACCUGGUUGAUCUUAUCCCCAAAUGCAAACAAGGAAUACGACGCAGACUUGCUAGGUAACGGUUUCACCGAUUUCUUACAAUCCUUUGACGAUACAAAAGUUCAAUUCGGUUUAGCAAGAGUCUCUCCUCCUGGUUCCGACGUCGAAAAAAAUAUAUUGAUCGGUUGGUGUCCAGACUCUGCUCCAAUGAAAACAAGAGCUUCUUUCGCUGCUAACUUCGGUGACGUAGCAAAUAACGUAUUAAAAGGUUACCAUGUCCAAGUCACUGCUAGAGAUGAAGACGAUUUAAACGAAAAGGAUCUCUUAAUGAAAAUUAGUAACGCCGCAGGUGCUCGUUACUCAAUUCAAUCCACUUCUUCUUCUUCUUCCUCCGCUCCUGCUGCUUCUUCAAAACCAAAAGCAAUCUUCACUAAGAAAGCUCCUGUUCAGACUCAAUCUCAACCUGAAAAAUUAGAUAAACCAUCCAUCCAAACUCUACCUCCAAAAAAAUUUGUUAAAGCUGAAGAACCUGAAGAUGACUGGGACGAACCGGAAGUUGAAGAACGUGAUUUAACUGAAAAUCCUUUGAAACCUAACCAAUCCAGUUGGAAGCCAGUAGGCAAAGUUGAUUUACAAAAGGUCAUAGCUGAAGAAAAGGCCAAGGAAGAUCCUCGUUUGGUCCACAAUUCAUCUGUCGUUGGUACUAAACCACCAGUUAACUCCGGCUUUAUGAAAAAGGAUGAUGAUGAUAAAGUUAUAAAAGGUUUCAGAACUGAAAAAUCCCCUGCUCAAAUAUGGGCAGAAAAAAAGGCUGCUCAAAAUAAAUCAUCUACCUCUCCAUCUUCAUCUUUCGAUAGACAGAAACAGCAACAAAAGGAAGAAGAACCUAUUGAUGACGAUGAACAAGAAAUGGGCGUUAAUGAUUUAAAAUCAAGAUUUGAGAAGUUCUCUGCAAGCUCCGAACCACCAGUGAUCAAGCCAAUGAGCAUAUCGAAGCCUCAGCCAGAAGCAACACAACCUGUCAAAAUGGACCCAAGAAAGUUUGGCACUCCGUUACCUGGAAUGCACAAUGAGGACGAAGAUGAAGAAAAAGAAGAUGAAAACGACGAGUGGGAUGAAGACGAAACUGAAUCUAACCCAACCCUACCUUCUAGAAACACAAUUGAAGUUGAAACCGAACAAGCCGCUGAAGAAGAGGAAGAAGUCCCAGUCAGAGUUGACGAGGAAAUGGAAGAAGAGGAAGAUGAGGAAGUUGCCCCUCCAAGUUUGCCAUCUAGAGGUGGUGCUGCUGGCCCUCCUCCACCAGCUCUUCCUUCAAGAAACACUGAACCUGAACCUGAAGAAGAAGAAGAAGAAGAAGAAGAACUGGCACCAGUCUUACCUUCAAGAGGUGAACCAGCACCAGCAUCAGCAUCAGCUGGAUCAGUUCCACCACCACCACCAAGAAAACCAGCUCAAUCUGGCGGUCCAUCAGCAGUUGCUGAAUACGACUACGAUGCUGCAGAAGAUAACGAAUUGACAUUUGUUGAAGGCGAUAAGAUCGUUAACAUUGAAUUUGUCGACGACGACUGGUGGUUGGGUGAACUGGAAAAAACUGGCGAAAAGGGUCUGUUCCCAAGCAAUUACGUUUCUUUAGAAGACUAA
Vanderwaltozyma polyspora DSM 70294 is the source of this 1713-nucleotide messenger RNA. RefSeq names its product Abp1p (gene ABP1). The transcript has a single exon. Gene Ontology annotation, molecular function: actin filament binding. NCBI's taxonomy places the organism in Eukaryota, Fungi, Ascomycota, Saccharomycetes, Saccharomycetales, Saccharomycetaceae. Gene Ontology annotation, biological process: regulation of actin filament polymerization. The coding region runs from base 1 to 1713 and encodes 570 amino acids. Gene Ontology annotation, cellular component: site of polarized growth; plasma membrane; cortical actin cytoskeleton. The record is from RefSeq and is a predicted model, not a curated record.